UACAGGUUACUGGCACACAAAGCUCUGAAUUGGUCUGGGUCUGUGGCCUUACAGGAGACUGAGACACAGACAGCUUAUUCAGUCUGAACAAGGACUAAAGAAGGUAAAACAGGAGCACCCGGAGAUCACAUGAUACAAACAGUGGGGCCAGAGACAGACAAAUCAGAGAAUUAAAGAGGCAAAGCGCAUGGACUGACCAAGAGAAGGAGCGAAUGAAUUAGUCCCAGGGGACGCUGCAUAGGGAAUAGCAGCAGCAAAUCCAUAGGGAAAUACAAGGUCCAUUUAUUCAGCUGGCCCAGUGAGGCUAAAGAAUGAGCCUGAAAGGGGUAUUGCUGCCCAGCACUCCAAUAGUCUCACUGCAAAAUUUUAGUUCCGCUAAAAGAAGAUGCCCUAUUACGCCUUUUUGCCUUCCCGCGGUGUCCACUGCACAAGCACCACAAACUGCCAGUAUGCGUCGCGUUUCUUCUCAAUUCCUCCCCCGGCUGAACCCUUUGCACCCCCCUGGAGUUAAGAGGAGAACUGUAAGCUUGGAAACGGUGGCGGCACAUCACCACAACCAACAGCGAUCUCUAAACAUGCAGCAAAAAGAGUACAACAGAUAUCACCAGGGCUGGAGGCGGCCAUUUUAUGGCACAGCAACAGAAAAGGAAGAAUACAGGAAAGAUAUCCGGCAGCUCCUAAAAAAGCAAAUGAGUGAGAAAUGGGCCCUUCAGCGGGAGGCGCUGAGCAGCCAGAGCAAAGAGCUGGAGACCCUGAUGGAGGUGGACCGCACGGCACUGAUACAAGAUAUUGAGCAACAUAGGGCACAUGCCCUGUUUCUGACAAAAUACCGAGAUGAGAAUAAGACGUUAAUGGAAUCAAAAUGGCAAGAAAACCUCUUGACUCGAUCACAGGAGACCCUGAGGGAACGUGAGCUGCUACAAUUCAACCCCAUUAACUGGAGCGGGACAUUAAAAUGAUGCACAGGAUCACACAGCCAGAAAUGGCCGACAAUCAAUGAACAGCAGGGAGCCAUGUUGUUCUUAUCGCUAGGUUUGGAUUACUAACAGAACUAGAAUAAGCAGUAAUAAAAAAGUAAAAGGUCAGGACCACAAGCAGGCUAAGAUGUAUUUUGGACCAGUAGGUCUGAAACACAUUGUUUUUUUAUAGCCUGCUUGUGAUCCUGGCCAGGCUUGUCAUGUUCAUUCUAGAGUACUAAUGAAUCUUAGGAACCCAUAUUUUUUGUGUUUUUUAAGCCCCCCCCCAUUCACACACACACACAAACCAACAACCGAAAUUUAGGUUCAAGUUUAAACUUUUACAUCUGUUUAUUCUCCUGAGGACAAUAAAUAAAGACAAUCUAAAAUUC
Messenger RNA from Xenopus laevis (African clawed frog), 1348 nucleotides. RefSeq lists its product as uncharacterized. Lineage: Eukaryota; Metazoa; Chordata; Amphibia; Anura; Pipidae. The record is from RefSeq and is a predicted model, not a curated record. The transcript is spliced from 8 exons. The coding region runs from base 312 to 959 and encodes 215 amino acids.